This is a messenger RNA of Dalotia coriaria, 3311 nucleotides long. Its product is annotated as elongation factor-like GTPase 1. The coding region runs from base 313 to 3270 and encodes 985 amino acids. The transcript is spliced from 4 exons. Gene Ontology annotation, cellular component: cytosol; ribonucleoprotein complex. The record is from RefSeq and is a predicted model, not a curated record. NCBI's taxonomy places the organism in Eukaryota, Metazoa, Arthropoda, Insecta, Coleoptera, Staphylinidae. Gene Ontology annotation, biological process: cytosolic ribosome assembly. Gene Ontology annotation, molecular function: GTPase activity; ribosome binding; GTP binding.
UGUUUUGCGCAAAUAUUUUAGUCUAAACUCGCAAAAAUCAUGUGAACGUUGACUUUUCAUUCGAAUUAACUCCACACGAGCAUUGUAUAUUAAAGAUAAGAGAUUGAACGCAUAUAAGUUAUAAAUUUUUGUAUAUUUCUUUCUUUUCGGAUAACGCUUAUGUAGAAAUUUGAAUUUUUGUCGAGCAGAAACGACGCACGCCGAAGUACGCUUCGCACGCUUUGUCAUAACCUCAAAAACUUUACAACCACCUGCCGCAUCACUCCUCUGAAAAAUUAUUCAAAACUCACUAAUAUUACAAUCAAUCUUUAGAUGAAUCAGCGUGAAACUUUCACUGCUGCUUCUCACAGCACCAAGAUUCGCAACAUCUGCAUUCUCGCGCAUGUCGACCAUGGCAAAACCACCAUUGCUGAUUCUCUCAUCGCCAUUAACGGCCACAUAUCAAAACGCAGCGCCGGAAACACCCGCUACCUGGACGACCGCCGCGAUGAACAAGAACGCGGCAUCACGAUGAAGUCAAGCGCCAUUAGUCUCGUUCACGACAAAACCGUAAUAAACCUAAUUGACACCCCCGGUCACAUCGACUUUUCCACCGAGGUAUCGGCCGCCAUUCGCAUUUGCGACGGUGCUUUGAUCGUAGUCGAUGUGAUCGAAGGUGUCUGCGUACAAACUCGCGAAGCGCUCAAACAAGCGUUCGAAGAACGCAUCAAAACUAUCUUAGUCAUAAACAAACUAGACCGUAUCAUUGUCGAACAACAGAAAGAAGUUGACAUUAUCUUUCAACACAUUCAGCGUAUUAUAGAAAACUGCAAUGCGUACGUUGCAGAACUUUGUCAGUAUGACUUACAAUGCACUGUUGAAGAAGAAGAGUAUUUAUUUUCACCAGAGCGUGGGAAUGUUAUUUUUGCAAGCGCGUAUGACGGCUGGGGUGUUACAACGUUACAAAUCGCUGAGAUGUUUGCGGAAACUUUCUCAGAAACACCCGAAUCAUUAAAUAGUAAAUUAUGGGACUUUGAUUAUUACAUUCAGAAGGGUAAAAUAGUCCCUGGGGCGCUUAGUAAAAAGAAACCAACGUUAUUUGAGACAUUAUUCUUAAACACAAUACAUUACGUUUAUUUUACGUUAAGAAUUCGGUUAGACCGCUCUAAAUACCCAAUGAUUAUCGAAAAAUUCAAGAUACAGAAGGAAACUUUUGAUAUGAAGCAUACAGAUGCUAAAAUCCAAGUUAAAGCGAUUUUACAGGCUUGGAAACCGUUGGCAGAGACGAUUUUAACUCAGGUUAAGUCAAAUAUACCACCACCUUCGGCUAUAAGUCCACAGAGAUAUGAAUAUUUAGUCAAUAAAACACAGUAUUUUGAUAAUAAUGAGCUAAGUAAAAUAGCAGAUGAAACAAUUGAUAUUCUAGCGUCAAAAGCGCCUGAAAAUAAAAUGGCGACCAUUGUUUAUGUGAGUAAAAUGUUUGCUGUAACUAAAAAACAGCUGCAGCAACAGAAAGCUGUGAAUAUUGUAGUUGGUCGCAAGAAAACUGAAGUAGAAGAAGAAAAACCCGUAGAACCUGUUGUAAAUAUCAAUGAUGAGACUUCUUCAUCAUCAGAAGAUGAAGAUUACGAUCCAAAUUUAGACCAUUCUCGAGAUUUCGGUGUUCUGGCGUUAUCCCGCGUAUUUUCUGGAGUUUUAACUAAAGGUACCGAUAUUUUUAUUCAAUCCCCUCACUACAUUCCACCUAAUAAGGAUGUAGAUGUCGAUGAAUUCCUAAAAUCAUCAUCUAGCAUCGUAAAAGUAAAAAUCAAACAAUUGUAUAUUUUAUUGGGGCGUGAAUUAGUCGCGGUGGAUAGUGUAUCAGCCGGUAACAUUUGUGGUAUACGUGGUUUAGAGAAACACAUCGGUCGCACUGGUACACUAUCUUCUUCUUUAUUCACUUUACCGUUGACUGAGCGAAUAUCACUCGAGCCUAUUGUACGCAAUUCAAUUGAAUGUCACAAUCCGAAAGAUUUACCUUUAUUGCGCAAAGGAUUGAAAUUCUUAAAGAAAAUCGAUUCGUGCGUGCAGGUUGCGGUGCAAGACACCGGCGAAUUGGUUUUAUUGACCGCUGGAGAUGUGCAUCUUGCAAAGUGCAUCGAAGAUAUACAAACAAUGAUUGCACAAAUCGAUUUGAACGUCUCCAAACCGAUGGUGGCAAUAAAAGAAACAGUUGUUUGCGGGAAACGAAUAGAUUUAACUAAAACUGUUGAAUUGACGCUGAAAGAUAUUGGUUUAACGUUAAGUUUGAUAGCUGUACCACUACCAGAUCAUCUAGUCAAUGUCCUAACUGCAAAUUAUGAUAUUCUGAAGCUCAUUGAAAAGUUUGAGCAUAAAUCCGGUAUUGAUAUUAUGUAUCAGUUUGAUACUGAUGCCAAAAACAAAUUGGAAAGCCAUUUGAAAGUAUACAGUAAUGAAUUGUUAAUGAAUAAGGUUAAAGAUAACCUGAAAAUGGCUUUCAAGGAUAGUAAAGGAUUAUGGAUGGGUGUAGAAGAGAAUAUAUGGGCGUUAUCGAAAAAGAGAGACUUUUGCAAUGUUUUGAUCAACAAAAGCGGCUACAAACGCAGUAUUUGGCGGACAUUAGAUGAAAAUGAUGUCCGCGCAUGCCUGGAUCAUUGCAUUGUCAACGGAUUUGACAUGUGUUGCAAAUCAGGCCCGAUUUGUGAAGAACCACUGACGAAUUGCGCUUUUAUCGUCACCGAUUACAAAUUAGAGAAUUACGAAGCAUUGCGUGGCAUGGAAAACAUGAAGGUGCAGAUGGUGGGGAAUAUUCCUGGUGCUGUGAGGGAUCUCAUGCGGGAAUCCGUGGAGAAACAGUCCCCCCGGUUGAUGGAACCCAUCUUCACCACCGACAUCCAGGUUAACACACGAAUUCUCGGGAAAGUUUAUUCGGUCGUGAAUCGGCGUCAUGGUAAAGUGCUGGACGCCGUGGGCAUGGACGACGCGGAGAAGACCUUCCUCGUCAAGGCGCAGAUUCCUGUCGCUGAAAGUCACGGUUUUGCCAAUGAAAUUCGCAAAACAACCAGUGGACAAGCAAAUCCCAACUUGCGAUUUAGUCAUUUUGAAAUAAUUGAUGGCGAUCCUUUCUACAACUUCGAAGAAGUCGAGGAUGAUGAUGAAGAAGAAGAUUCGAAUGCAGAUGCAUCAAAACGCGCUGCUUCACUACGAAAAGAGAUUAGAAAACGAAAAGGGUUAAAAAUUGAUGAUCAGGUGGUGGUGCACGCCGAAAAACAACGUACAUUAAAAAAAUAGCAGCAGAUAGGUGCGAAUUUAAUAAAUUGUUUUUAAAUUUA